GGGAAAAAACUGAUAUCCUCCCGCCAAUGGGCCAACGAGUCACUAUCUCCAAAGCUUUUCGACGGCAAUUGCAUUCGUUACAAUACAUUUCCUCGAUUUGAUGCCAAUCAAGCUGAGGAAGUUGGAUGAUAUUUCGACUAUAAGCUGAACGAGUAAAUCGUUGUAGUUAUUCGUUUUGUCUCGAGUAGCUAUAAGAGAUUUUUGGUUAGGAUUAGUCUAGUUUGUCAAAUUUAUCUCAAUAAACCUUCAAUUUCAUGGCUGGUAGGAAAGAGUUGAUUGAUCCUUCCGUUUCAUGAAUAAACUGCUGCAUUUUAUUCAGUUUCUGAUGACAAGUUGUUUAUGUUUUACAAGAAUCAGUGGUAUUUCACAAUUUUCUCUGUUACUGUCAUAGAUUUGAUGCCAAUCAAGCUGAGGAAGUUGGAUGAUAUUUCGACUGGAAGCUGAAUAAAUUGGUACGUUCUCCAUCUUGGUCGAAUCUUCUUGGCGUCUCUAUCUGUUUCCAGCUUUGCUCUCCCUUUGUUUUGUCUCUACCUCUGGUGAUCAACGGAGUUGCUGUUCGUAUUCCAACGAACUGUAGUUUAUUUGAUGUGAAUGGACCCAACAUGGGCUCCGGUAGUGGUAGAUUUUCUCAGGCAAAGUCGUUCUCAGGUCAUGAAUCCGUUUGAUAUGGAUUUUCAAUCUAUGAAGCUUCUAGAAGUGUCGAUGGUAAAUUCAGGUAACGAGGCUCGGCAGUCGGCAGUCGGCAGUUUUCCUGUUUGAGGGGAAGACAACGAAAACGUUAUGGUAGAAUGCAGGCACCAUGGAGAGCUUGAACUUCUGCACUCUUUGCUUGGGCCAGAUUUAGAGACAUUGUGGAUUUAGCUCAAAAUGACCUCGAAUUAAGUAAAUGACAUGAGCUUUCAACCAACAGAAUCAUUUACUUUUUGGAUUGAAGUUUUUAACUUAUCUUUGAUGACCGGAGUUUUUCACCCCAAUGCCAUUCUCAGAAGGAGCUGCGGCUUUUGUAGUGUUUCAACCAAGGGAGGCAGUCUCUCUGGCACACCAUGAUGAUCUUCGUCUUUUAAGUCGGCUCCUCUCAACAAACUCCGUUCCGUUCUCUCUCUCUCUCUCUCCCUCUCUGCCACCGUUCUUCUCUAAUACUCCGUUUCAUUUCUCUCUUCUCUCGCCGUCACAGGAGGAUUGGAUUUGAUCUGUGAGGUGAAGAAGGCAGUCCGUACGGGAUUCGUUGUGGAAUAAUUUAGUAAAAAGGUUUUGGUAGUUACGGCAGUGAGAAUAUCUUGAAUUGGAAUUGGGUGUGUCGUGUGUGGUGAUUUUUUAAUGGCGUCGUCUCUGAUUCUGAAUCCUGUGACGAGUUCUGAACGAUCGCGUGAUUCUUCAAGAAAGAAGAAGAAGAAGAAAGCGACAAGAGAAGAUGAUCGUCAAGAUCAGGAUCAAAUCAAGUGGAAAUCACAAGCUCAACAUCAAGUUUACUCUUCGAAGCUGUUACGCGCCUUGAGUCAGGUCAGGAUCAGUUCUCCCGAGCCAACACCAAACGAAACGCCUCGGCGUGGCCGAGCGGUGCGGGAGGCUUCCGAUACGGUUUUAGCCAUGACGGCGAAAGGAAGAAGUAGGUGGAGCAGAGCAAUCUUAACGAACCGUCUCAAGCUCAAGUUUCGAAAACACAAUAAACAGAAAGCGCGUGUGAUGGGAAACAGCCGUACGAAGAAGCCGAGCGUUAGCGUUUUACGGUUGAGAGGAAAAGGAUUACCAACUGUACAGAGAAAAGUCCGGCUUCUCGGCCGGCUAGUUCCCGGCUGCCGGAAACAACCGCUGCCGGUGAUUCUAGAUGAAGUAACCGAUUAUAUUCCAGCUCUGGAGAUGCAGAUCCGAGUCAUGAGUGCCAUAGUCAACUUGGUUUCAAGCUCCUCUUCAUCUUCUUCUGGUAUCGAUUCUUCUAUCUCUCCAUCUUCUACCUGAUUAAACACACACUUUUUCUGAUCAAUUUCUUCCCAAGAAGAAAUCCAUUUUCUUCCCCCUCUCUGCUUCUCUUCUGCCAGUAAUUUCUUGUCAAAUAUAUAUAUAUAUAUAUAUGAUCUAUAUAUAUUAUAUCGAUUUCUUGUAUUUGCUGCAUGCAAUUACAAUUUUAGUAUGGGAAUCUGGAUAAAAUGUAAAUUCAGAUGAAGUUCAAGAAAAAGAGAUGAGUCUCCGGUGAAAUUGAGGUCUGUUUAUGUUUUAGAUUCCUUACCGAUGAAGAAAGUUUUUUAUUGAUCAAA
Cucumis melo (muskmelon) is the source of this 2252-nucleotide messenger RNA. Its product is annotated as transcription factor bHLH147-like. Bases 1318 to 1956 code for a protein of 212 amino acids. NCBI's taxonomy places the organism in Eukaryota, Viridiplantae, Streptophyta, Magnoliopsida, Cucurbitales, Cucurbitaceae. Gene Ontology annotation, biological process: regulation of DNA-templated transcription. The transcript has 9 exons. The record is from RefSeq and is a predicted model, not a curated record.